Clonostachys solani is the source of this 4509-nucleotide messenger RNA. The record is from the annotation of a GenBank genome assembly. NCBI's taxonomy places the organism in Eukaryota, Fungi, Ascomycota, Sordariomycetes, Hypocreales, Bionectriaceae.
AUGGCCUCAUCGUGUGCCCUCGUCGACGACACCUUUGGACCGCACGCUGGUGACUGCAGGGGCGGUUUCGACCUGACGCUUCUCUUUGAAGAAUCAAUUCUCAUUGUGCCUCUAUGCUGCCUGCUUCUCCUUGCUGCACCAAUCCGCGUAGCCUAUCUUCUACGUAAAGGAGUGUUAAAAGUUGAAAAAAGCCCUCUGCUAUAUUGCAAAUUUAUAUCCAUUGUCUUACUCAUCGGAGCCCAAAUCGGCAUUCUUGUGCUUUGGACACGGCCAUCAGCGGUUUCGACGAGAGCAUCUCUGCCAGCAGCAGCUCUGUCUUUGGUCAGUUCAAUUGCGCUCUUGCCAUUGUCGUAUGCCGAGCAAAUCUACUCGACUCGGCCUUCGACGACCAUCAAUCUCUUCCUACUGUUGGCAAUUCUUUUUUAUGCCACUUAUACCCGAACGCUAUGGUUGCAGGAUGAUAACCAGUCGGUUGCCACCGCUGCCCUGGUUGCAACAUUGCUCAAGAUAAUUAUUAUCGUGUUUGAGGCCAUCGAGAAACACAAGAUACUGCGUGAACCGUUCCGCUCUUUGCCUCCUGAAUCUAACAGCGGCGUGUUUGGGAGGUGGUUCUUUACCUGGCAGCUUCCGCUCUUCCGGGCCGGCUACUCGAAUCAGCUCGAGAUCAAGGAUCUAUAUGGCCUUGAUAAGCAUCUCGGUUCUUUCUAUCUGCAGACACUUUUACGGACGAAAUGGAACCAAGCUUCAAAGCACAGCCGGUUUGCGCUGCUAUACACCGUCAUCCGGGCCCUCAAGGGGCCGAUACUAGCCAUUGUGUUUCCACGGCUCUGUUACAUCGGCUUUACAUUUGCCCAGCCAUUUCUCAUCUCAGCCACUCUGGCUUGGAGUGAGCAUCCCGAGGACUCCGAUGAUGCCGACGAGGGUUACGGCCUCAUUGGUGCAUGGUUCCUCGUAUAUGUUGGGAUAGCGGUUUCAAUGGGGCAGCACCAGCAUCUGACCUACCGUGCCAUCACCAUGAUGCGCGGCCAGCUCGUGUCGGCUCUCUACGCAAAGGCCACUGACAUCAGCAUAACGGCGGCCGACCCGACCGCCGCUUUGACCCUGAUGAGCGCCGACAUUGAGAGGAUCGACGUGGGAUGGCGCACCGCGCACGAGGUCUGGGCGAAUUUGGUGGAGAUUGCCGUGGCAGUCUAUCUGCUGCAACGCCAACUCGGCAUCGCAUGCCUCAUCCCUGUCGGAGCCGCAAUUUUCUCCAUCGUCGGGUCCAUCAUCGCUGUGAGCUUUGUCAUGGCGAGACAGGCGCUGUGGCUUGAGGCCAUCGAGGCGCGGAUCGCCGUUACAUCGCAGGUCCUGGGUGCCAUGAAGGCAGUCAAGAUGUGGGGUCUGACGGACGCUCUCAAGGCAAGGAUCCAGGCCAUGAGAGUCGAGGAGUUGCGCAUCUCCGGUAAAUUCCGCCGACUGUUGAUCUGGAACAUGGGUCUUGCGUACUUUGCACCCAUCAUCGCCCCUAUAUUGACCUUCACCGCAUAUAGCCUCCUCGCCCGCAACCAGGGCGAUGGGGGCACCCUGGAUACAAACAGGGUUUUCACGUCGUUGUCGCUCUUUGCCCUACUGCAGGAACCCCUUUCGUCAUUUGUCACGUCCCUCUCUUCAUUGGUUGGCUCAAUCGGCUGCUUUGAGCGUAUCCAAUCCUUCCUAGACUCAGAUGUGCGUGUCGAUGGAAGAGUGAAGCUCCUUCUCAAAGAUUCAGACGGCGCAAACACCUCGCUCCCAGGCACCUCUCAGACAAGUGUUGAGAAUGAAAAGCCUGCCAGUCAUGAUCUGAAAGAAAGAGUAAGCAAGGUUAGCAGCGUAUCCAUGGAUGGGAUCGCUGUCCUUGUCAAAGACGGAGCCUUCGGCUAUGACACUACCAAGGAGGGUAUCCUUGCAGACAUAAGCAUAGAAGUGCCUGUAAGCAAAUUCACCUUGAUUGUCGGGCCGGUCGGCAGCGGUAAGUCUACUUUGCUCAAGGCGAUUCUCGGAGAGGCUAGCAUCAUAGCCGGUUCCGUCCAUGUGUCGAGCGACGAGAUAGCCUACUGUGACCAGACGCCUUGGCAUAUGAACGGUACCGUCAGAGACAGUAUCAUCGCUUUCUCGCCGGCAGAUGAGCGCUGGUACCAGCAGGUACUCGGAGCCUGCGCCUUGAAUGAAGAUCUUCGCCAGCUUCCCAAAGGUGAUCUUACCACAAUUGGAAGCAAGGGUAUUGUUCUGAGCGGAGGCCAGAGUCAAAGAAUAAGCCUGGCAAGAGCUGUAUACGCCCAGCGUGAUAUUAUCAUCUUGGAUGAUGUAUUCAGCGGCCUAGAUGCCCACACUGAGAACACGGUCUUCCAUAAUCUACUUGGAACGAACGGAAUUCUGAGAAAGCUCAACACCACAGUCAUUGUCACCUCCUCUCGAUCCAAACGUAUUCCUUAUGCUGAUCACAUCAUAAGUUUGAAUGCAGACGGGAGCGGCUGCGAGCAGGGCAACUUGGACCAGCUGAGCGCCUCCGGAGGCUAUGUGUCUCGCCUUCAAGCCUCUUCGGCGGACUGGACUCACUCCGAGUCAACAGAUUCUGCCCAGAGCUCCACUGUCAGUUUCAAUAAAAAUGAGGCUGCGUUAGUGGAGCAGGCAGUAGAAGUUGGCGGGGAGGUGCCAGAGAUGGACGAGGACGAGGCUCGCCGACGUAUUGGGGACGUGGCAAUUUACAAAUACUAUGUCCAGGCCAUCGGAUGGAUUCCCACCCUCAUUUUCGUCUGCGUAAUCUGCUCCUACAUUUUCUGUCAAUCCUUCCCCACCAUCUGGGUCAACUGGUGGGCGGCCGCGAACGCCGAGGCCCCCAACGAGAGGCUUGGGUACUACUUGGGCAUCUACGCUAUGCUGGGCGUACUGGCGCUCCUCUUCCUCGUUGUCAGCUGUUGGCAGAUGAUUGUCACAAUGGUGCCGCUGUCGGGAAAGAACUUCCAUUGGAGUCUCCUGACUACGGUGCUCAACGCGCCCAUGUCCUUCUUCGCCAAGACUGAUGCUGGUGUCACCAUCAACCGCUUCAGCCAAGAUUUGCAGCUCAUUGAUAUGGAUCUGCCCAUCACUGCGCUCAACACGUUUGCCACAUUUGUCCUCUGCAUUGCACAGAUGAUUCUCAUUGCCGUUGGCUCCUACUAUACCGCCAUCGCUUUCCCCUUUCUGCUCGCGGCUUUGUGGCUCGUCCAGCACGUCUAUCUACGCACAUCGCGACAGCUCCGUUUCAUGGACCUCGAGGCCAAGUCCCCUCUCUAUGCACAGUUCACCGAAACAAUAAGUGGUCUGGCGACACUCCGUGCCUUUGGUUGGCGCAGCGCGCUGGAAGAGAAGCACCACCAGCUCCUGGACAACUCGCAGAAGCCAUACUACCUUUUGUACUCCGUCCAGCGUUGGCUCACACUGGUCCUUGAUAUGUUCGUAGCGGGCAUCGCGGUGCUCCUCAUCAUCUUGAUCACUCGGCUGCGCGGUACCCUCCCGACGGGCCUGGUAGGUGUAGCGCUCGUCAAUGUGAUCCUCUUCAGCCAGAACCUGAAGCUUCUCAUGAUGUUCUGGACGAACCUGGAGACGCAUAUUGGCGCCAUCUCCAGGAUCAAAUCCUUCACGUCAGAGACGCCGUCUGAACACGAGCCGCUGGAAACCCAGCAGCCUCCCCCUGAUUGGCCUUCCAAGGGUGCUAUUACGUUUGACAAGGUGUCUGCGGGCUAUACGGAUUCGGAAAACGUAAUUAAGGACUUGACCCUGUCUAUCAAACCCGGACAGAAGAUUGGAAUCUGUGGGCGGACCGGAAGUGGCAAGAGCUCAUUGGUCUCAUGCCUGUUCCGCAUGAUUGACCUGCACGGAGGUAGUAUCACAGUGGAUGGGCUCGACAUAUGCACGCUGCCCCGUCAACAAGUGCGCAACCGACUCGUCGGGGUGCCGCAGGAUGCUUUCCUCAUAGAGGGUAGCAGCGUGCGCUUCAAUGCUGACUGCGAGGGACUGUCGACGGACGAGGUCAUUGCCGAUGCCAUCCGCGCCGUCGAGCUGUGGGACAUUGUCCAGGCCAAGGGAGGUCUUGACGCGCCCAUCGAGGAGCUUCACCUCUCCCACGGGCAGCGGCAAUUGUUCUGCCUCGCCCGUGCGAUGCUGCGACCCUCGACUAUUGUGAUCCUUGACGAAGCUACGAGCAGCGUGGACGCACACACUGACCAGCUUAUCCGACGCGUCAUGUCAGAGAGAUUCUCGAAUCACACUGUCCUUGCGAUCGUGCAUAAGCUGGAAACGGCUCUUGAUGACUUUGAUGCCGUGGCGGUCCUUGAUGCUGGCGAACUGCGCGAGUUUGGGCCACCACGAGAGCUGUUGCAGCGCGGCCCUGACGUCUCUGCGUUUGCUGCGCUCUAUGAAAAGUUCGCAAUCAAGGCAGAAGACAGCUGUGAUAGUGAGGACGAUGCCAAGAUUAAUACUGAUGCAAGCGAUGCGGAUGAGAAGGCAUAG